AUGCCAGAGAUACUCCCCACUGCAGCAUACGCAUCUGCAGCCAUUGGCACUGCCAACUUCCCUCAAUAUCCUGUGUCUCCGCUGGACGAGAGACACACUCUUAAUGUCGUCGAUGACGAAGGCACCAUCCCACGGUACUACUUCACGCCAAGGUUCUCCACCACUUCGACAUAUCAGCCUAGUGCCGACUCUCCUCAGAGUUGCCGAGACUUCGCUCUUCCAAAGGCACCUGCGCCCUUACUCGAGAUGAUGAAGCCGUCGCCAGUCCCGUCGCCCAGAUACGCCUACCCCUCCUCGACGUACCCUGCAUCGUACCGCGCAAGCAGUGCCGACAGCGACUUCGACUCUCUGUACGACGUCACAGACGACGAAGCAGAACAAGCCUUGUCACUGAUCACGUCGCACAACCUCUCGGUGCCGGCUCGCUCGGCCGCACCUUCCCUGGACGGGAGCCUGACUUCGGAAGAGAUGGACAAGUUAAGCUGCCCCUCGACGCCUGAGACUCACAAACGCGUAAGCAUCAGCAGUGUCGACUCGUGGGCACCUGUACAGCUUGACGACCAAGCACUAGCAACCCUUCGUCACCUUUCUCGAUCACGAGACUCGUCAAGAGGUUCAUCACCGGAGCGGCAGCCAUCACGUGGCAAUGAUGGAAGCGAAGGUGAGAUGAGAGAGGUUCGCCCGAUGCUCAACUUGAGGAUUCCCUCAGGCAUCAAUCAAAAUUCAUCCGGUAACACACCAGUGUCGGCACUCUCAGUGCCUUCACCCGGUGGGUUCUUCUCAUCACUCCAGCCUACUACUCGGCAUACGUGGAGCUUGCCGAAACGCGAUGAGUCGAUUCCCAACACGUCGACGGCUGAGAAAUUUUACUCACUUCCGUGGGCAUUCCAGCGAAUGACCCCUGCCCAGCAUGCCAUUAUGCUAGCAGGCUCAACGCUCGAUGGCUUCGAUGAUGGCCUACCGACCUCUAGGCCAGUUAUGCUUGGUGAGGCCGAAGAAGCAGUGGAGGUCUCUGAGAUCCACCCAGCCAAGACGAUCUUCCAGUACAACGAGAACUACCACGUAGAACUUCAGAAGCUUUCCUCUGCAAAUAUCGAACGGACGGGUCAUUGGCUAGAGGAACAAGAAGAAUUGCAAGCUGCACUUCGAGAUAUGGACAUCAUCAGCUCCCCCCAGCCUCUCUGCAACUCUAUCGACAAGACAAUCAAGAAGUCGGUGAAGUUCGCUGAAGAGCCACUCCAAUCACCCAAGGAGGAGGAAGAACCGAAGAAGAUCGUUACAUACGUUCAGGGCUUUGAAUUCCUUCGACAGCGGACACGAAGGAUGGAUGUCUACAUCCAUCGCCAGACCCGCGCAGAGGCCAUGCAUGUGCACCGGCGAUGCAACCCCAGGUCGCAUCGAGAUCAGCUUCUGGGCAAGUUCGAACUCACCAACCCAGUACGACCAGCGCCCCCACGACCUGUGUCUGAAUUUUAUGUCAACGACCCGACCGUGCUGAAAGAACGCAUCGCUCGUGCUCAGAUGGAACGCCAGGCUCUCGACCAAAUGCUGCCAAUCUGCUGGGUCCUACAGGCACUCCGACAACUCAACGGCGGCAAACUGCUCAGCAAGCCCUCCGCUAAGAUCGUCCGCCGGACAAGCAUCCCUAAGAUCCUCGACGUCGGCGGCGUGCCAACUAACGAUUGGGCAUGGGAUGUAGCCUACGACUACCCAUACGCGACGGUUACAACAGUCUACAGCGCCGGGCACAACCUCACCUGCAACGUCACUGGACCCUCCAACCACAAGCACACCACAGUGCCCAACCUCUGGACCCUGCCCUUCCCCAGCGGCCACUUUGACGUAGUCUCCGCCCGUACCCUCCACGAGCUCCUCAAAACCGACAAGCCAUUAGGCCGCUCAAUGGACGAGUACGACCUGUGCCUGAAGGAGUGCUUCCGAUGCCUGAAGCCCGGCGGCAUCCUCGAAUUCGCACUGCUGGAUGCAGACAUCAUCCAUGCAGGGCGCCACGCCCAAGCUCUCGGCGUGGAGUUCGGCUUCAACCUCAAGACGCGCGGAUACGACGCCGCGCCUACAAAGUCCUUCCUGCCGCGUCUCCGCAAGGCUGGCUUCCGCGACGUGCAAAGGAUGUGGAUGGUUCUUCCCAUGGGCAAGACAGCAGCAAAUUGGAAAGAGACGCUGCCUGUGCUUCCUUCUAAGGCAGCCACAGAGCGGAGUAUCAGUCCUGAGGGCGAGGUCAUAGAGACGGACGCGCCCGUGUGGGGCACGACUGUUGAUGCGGCGAUGAUGACGGGGAUUGUGGGGAGUUGGUACUGGGAGAAGUGGAUGUUGAGGUUGCAAGUUGAGAUGGGCAAAGAGCAGGAGAGGUUGUUGGAGGGGGUGGUGCAGGCGCUCGAGGAAGGAGCUGGGGCAGGUAGUGGAUGGAGGUACUUGACGGGAUUUGCGAGGAAGUAG
Molecule: messenger RNA, 2454 nt
Organism: Didymosphaeria variabile
Lineage: Eukaryota; Fungi; Ascomycota; Dothideomycetes; Pleosporales; Didymosphaeriaceae
Exons: 3
Coding region: 1-2454 (817 amino acids)
Molecular function (GO): S-adenosylmethionine-dependent methyltransferase activity
Source: RefSeq, a predicted model, not a curated record